AUGGCUGAUGCGGGAUUUUUCAAGGGCACGUCAGCGGACCAGGACAGCCGCUUUUCCGACAAGGAAAUGAAGCUUUUAAAGACCCUUAAAUUUCCACCUGAGUUUAGCGAAAAGGUGGACAUGCGCAAGGUUAACUUACAAGUGAUGCGUCCAUGGAUUGCAAAUAAAGUGACCGAGCUAGUCGGACUCGAAGAUGAAGUUGUCGUUGAGUAUGCUAUGGGACUUCUUGAAGAUCCAUCCAAGCCUUUGCCUGAUCCGAGGAAAAUGCAAAUAAACCUGACUGGUUUCCUGACUUCCAAAACACCAGAGUUCAUGAUUGCCCUAUGGAAACUUCUGCUUGAAGCUCAGUCUUCUCCUGGAGGUAUUCCGAAAACAUUCGUCGAGGAAAAGAAAGAAGAGAUGCGCCUUGCUCGUGAAAAGGAUACACGUGCUUUAAACGAAGUAGAUCGCAGGGCACGCCUAGACGAAAUAAGGGACCGGGAAAGGGCCGAACGAAGUGGUGGCAGAGGACGUGGAAGGGGCCGCGGUGGAAGAGGGAGAGGUGGUGGUUAUGACGAAGGCAGAUCGGGCAGAGGCCGCGACAGUGGCUGGGGGACCCGUGGAGGGCGCCCUCGUUAUCGUUCUGGCUCGAGAUCUCGUUCUCCGGGCCGCCGCCGUUCAUCUACACCUGUGUCUCGACGACCAGGUCGCUCUCCUACACCAGCAUCCCGUGGCAGAUCACCGUCUCGCACCCCGCCGUUUAGAGGUGCUCGGAAAGAUUCGCGUUCUCGAUCUUAUUCCCCUCCGAGAAGACGAGUAUCAAGAUCACCAUCCUAUAGCCCUCCACCGCGCAGGCGCCGCCCUCGUUCACCAUCUUACUCUCCACCUCCCCGUCGCCGUCUCACUCCACGCAGGGGUUCGCCAUUGCGGCGUGACUUAAGGGAUAGCCGUAGCCCGCCUCGUCGCCGUGCUCGCGAUAGUCGUUCUCCACCGAGACGAGUCGCAAGAGAUAGCCGCAGUCCUCCUCCCCGUCGCAGACGGUUGUCACCCUCUGAUCGGUCACGCUCUAGUGGGCGUAACUUUGACAGAUCUCCGCCUACAAAUCUUAGGCGUGAUAGACGUCGAGGUGGACGUAGCCCUUCAGGCUACGGUAGAAGCCGCUCGCGUAGUCCACCUAUGAGAAGACGUGGUGGGAGUCGCACGCAUUCACGUUCAAAAACUCCGCGGCGAGCAGUUGAACCUCGCAAUGGUGAAAGGAAACGGCAUAGGUCUGCCAACAGUGGAGGAUCGAGCAUUGAGCGACGCCGUCGUUCACGAAGCUCGUCACCAGACAGAAGAAGAGACAUGGACGUUGACGAACCCCCACAAGGCGAACUGAAAAUCAAGGGGCAGGCCGAGAUAGAAAAGAAUAAGGUUAUGGAUGAUAAAAUUGAUUUGAAGAGGCGAGAGAAUGAGCUUAAGGAAAAGGCUCUACGGAAUAAGGUUGUCAGGUCGAGAAAAGCGAGCGUGCCGGGACAGUGA
This is a messenger RNA of Fomitiporia mediterranea MF3/22, 1500 nucleotides long. RefSeq lists its product as uncharacterized. Gene Ontology annotation, cellular component: spliceosomal complex. NCBI's taxonomy places the organism in Eukaryota, Fungi, Basidiomycota, Agaricomycetes, Hymenochaetales, Hymenochaetaceae. The transcript has 6 exons. Gene Ontology annotation, molecular function: RNA binding. Bases 1 to 1500 code for a protein of 499 amino acids. Gene Ontology annotation, biological process: mRNA processing; regulation of mRNA splicing, via spliceosome. The record is from RefSeq and is a predicted model, not a curated record.